CCGGAGCCGCCAGCGCUGUCAGAGCUAAGAUGGAGCCUUAUAAACCCGAGCCCGAGCUCCAGCGGUUUUACCACCGAUUGCUGCGUCCGCUGUCGCUCUUCCCCGGCAGGGCGACGCGCACAGAGUCUCAGAAGCACCUCCCGCAGGAGGUCCCGAUGCUGCUGCCCCAGCCUGUCUCACGGCUGACGGUGGAGUCGCUCUGCCGCCAGGUAGCUGAACGGCUGGCCAGCAGCGGGCUGGAGGCGCGAGCGCCUUCCGAGGUGCGACUCCGUUUCACCCAAGUCAUUCUGGAUGAGCUAAAGUGCAGCUGGCAGGAGCCUCCCACCGAACCUAGUCUGAGCCACUUGAACAAUCUGAGGCUGCGGAAGCGGCUCCAGGUCUAUAUGCUGCUCAGCAGCGAGCAGCUCUUCAUACGCUAUCUGCACCUUCAGAAGAUCAUGUCGACCGCCGCAGGUGUCUUCACUGAAUCAGCCACUCUCACCCGGUUGGCCGCCCGCCUCGCCAGGGACUGCACAGUCCUCCUCACCAGCCCCGAGGUCUACCGUAGCCUGCUCGCUGACUUCCGCUCCCUAGAGCAGGCCCAAGCCUGCGUGCCCAGGCUGCGCCCCGUCGGCCCCGCUGGGGCUUUCAAGCUCUGCCCUAUCCCGUGGCAUCACAGCACUGGCUUCGCCCAAGUGCCAUAUUUCAACCUCAAUCUGAACUACCUCAUCCAUCUCAGCCGCCCGCGAGAUUUUGUCGGUGAGUCUGAACUGGAUCCAGUGAAGGAACUGAAGUCCAUUCCCCAGCUGAAGAAGAAAAAGCUUCUCCGCUGGCUGUCCUCCAUGCAGAAGAGAGAAAGCAACUUCAAUUCACAGAUUGAGGCACUGCCUACGUACUCUGUGACUCCCGCUAGCCCGGCUCCUUCCUCCUCCCACUUGCCCCUCUACUCCCAGCUCCCUAGAGGCCAGUCCAUGCCCUCUCUGCGUGAGGGCUGGAAGCUCGAAGAUGAGUUGGGCCUUCCUCCGCUCUCUCCACGCCCCUUAACCCCACUGGUCCUGGUUGCAGAGAGCAAACCAGAGUUGGCAAGGGACACAGUGGCUGAAGACCUGAAGCAGAUGAUGAAGAACAUGAAACUGGAGUGCACUCGCUACUCACCGCUGGACUCAGGCCUGCCCCUGCUCCUGGCGGCCCUGACCCACCGCCCAGCUACAGCACAUCACAUGGAAGAGCUGCAGAGAAUGUUGAAGGACCUUGAGGAGAGUGAAGCUGCUGGGCAGUGGGACCUCCAGCCCCUCAGAUGCCCUCCACUUCAGCCACAGCCAGUGACAGUUCCUUUGAAGCUAAGAAAUAAGGUCGUGGUCCAGACAGCUGCUGUGCAGGUCUCAGAGAGAAAUUUUUUGGACUCCUUUCAUGUCGAGGGGGCUGGAGUUCUAUACAACCACCUGACUGGUGAACUAGAACCCAAACUCAUUAAGGAAAUGGAUAUUGAUCGCUCUGUUGGCAGUAACAUCCAGGAGGUCUACAAGGAGCUAAUGAACCAUGUCUCUAAUAAGCACUUCUCUUUUGACCAGGGACCCCUGGUUGAGCUUGCAGCCGAUAAAGACUGGUCGACCUUCCUGUCCUCAGACUUUCUAUGUCAAGAAAAACAGCAUCGUGUCAUCAACCCCAAGCUGGCUGGACUUUAUUUCCAGAGAGAAAACCCUUUACAGUCCAACCCUGAUAGGAUGUCCUCCCUCACAUCAUCCCAAGGAAGCAAAAGCUGGGAGAGGCGGCCUAAGAAGACCUCAUGGAUGAACUGGUGGGAAACCACUUUGUCUGUGGGUGACUACUUCAAGUACCUCAUCAACCAGGAGACAGAUUUCCUCCAUGUCAUCUUCCAAAUGUAUGAAGAGGAGGCGCCUGUGGAGAUCGUGGCCCCUGUAAGAGAGUCCCUAAAGAUUCAGCGCCCACCUCCCUUGCUAGAAGACGAUGAGCCAGACUUUGUGCCAGGAGAGUGGGAUUGGAACACGGUGCUGGGGCACAGGCUAGGAACUAAGAGGAGCCACCUCCUGGAAGAAUCUCACAAAAUCCUGAGCCUGCAGAAGCGUCUGGAGUGGCUGUGGUCCAUGCUUGAGGUCCCCGACAAGGACCGGCUGGACAUGGCCAUCAAGUACAGCUCCAAUGCCCAUCUGAGGCAGCUGCCUUUCUUGGUGAGUGCCUGGGAGCGGGCCUUGCAGCCCAUUCAGCUGCGAGAGAUGAUGCUGGGGAGACUAGAGUGGUUUGAGCGACAAGCCUCCGACCCUAACCGCUUCUUCCAAAAGACUGACAUGGGCCUGAGUCGCUUCCUGGAGGAGAAUCAGAUCCGCAGUCAUCUACACAGGAAGCUCAAUCUAGUGGAGGCUCCUUUGAUUCCCCUUCUGGAGGAGAUUGAGGUAAUCUUUGGGGAGCCAGUGACCUUCAAGGGGCGGCGGUACCUGGACAAGAUGAAACGUGACAAAGUAGAGAUGCUGUACUGGCUGCAGCAGCGGCGGCGGGUCCACCACCUGGUCCGGGCCCAGAAGGUCUCCCAUCAGGCCUCCCUGUCCGGGAAGCCCAGCAGCCAGCCUCUGAUAGUUCCUGGGAAUACUCCCAUUACUCUCUGACCAGGCCAAGUGCCCUCAGACCCCUCCCUCACCCCCACACACCCAGCAACUCAUCCAGACCUUUUGACUGCUUUGAAAGAAGAAAUAUCUGGCUGUGCAGGGUUCAGGAGAAUUGUGCUUCCAACUCCCAGGGGACUGAAAUUAACACUUUGUUUGGACCAUGAAGUUCUCAUAAAAAUUCCCCAAGCCCCUCAUUCCCAUUUAUGUCAAGCCACACACAAUACAGCCAAAAUCUCAUAUACCAGAAGAACUGAGACCAGUCCCUGAAGUUCAUUGUCAUGGGAAGUGUCAGCCAGGUGGAAACCAUCCCCUUUGAAACACCUCAGUUUAGCAUUUCCAUCACACUACAUUAGAUGGGCUGAUUAGAGCCCCAGACCAGGAGGCUCUGUGGCAUACUGUCUAAGAGCUAGUGUUCUGGAGUUCAGAGAUGCAGGUUUAAAUCCCAGCUGUGUAACCUUGGGCAACCUACCUAAUAGCUCUGCAUGUGGACCAUCAUAUGUCAAAUGAAGGAGUUGAGUCCAGGUUGUCACUUUUCCUGGUUCUACUGUUGGUAGAGCUAAAGUUUUUCAUUAAAUUUUUACCAGUUAAUACAGACACAUGGGACAAAGUACACAAGAGUGUGCAUCCUUCCCUCCAAGACCUCAGGUCUUCUUGAGGGUAACAACUGUUACCAGUUUCUCGUGUAUCUUUCCAUUCCAUUAGUUAGCAAAUAUUUAUCCAGCACCUGCUAGGUGUUCAUGCUUGGUCUACAUCACUGAACAAAACAAAGACCCCUACCCUUUGUAAAGUUACAUUCUACUGAGAGGAAACAGACCGUAAACUGUAAAUGUGGUACCUAUGCACACAGAAUGAUAGAAUGUAGAGGGCGAUUAGUACUGUGGAAAAAAGAAAAAGUAGAAAAGGUAAGAGGAAAUAAAGGGCAAAGGAUGCCGGUUUAUUAGGAUAGUCUGUGUAAGGCUCACUGCAAAGGGAAGAUUUGAGCAAAGGCUUGAAGGAGGGGAAGAAGGAAGCCCUGUGGACAUCUGGGACCACAGCGCUCCUGACAGCUAUUGUGAAACCUAAGGUGGGCGGGUGCCUGGAGUGUUCCAGAAAAGCAAGGUGGCCAAUUACCGUGGAGCGGAGCGAGGGGGAGAAAGAUGAGUCAGAGGGGUCGCAAUAAGAUGCCAAGGGGCAGGCUGGAUUAUUUUAGGCCUUGGAGACAAUUGUAAGAACCAUUUCAGAGCUGGCCUGUGCACACAUGAGCAUGUAUGAAUCUAUGUCUAUGCAUAUGUUUAUAACUACACCAGCAAUAGCAUGCUGUCCCAUUUUGCCCUUUAUUUUUUUGCCUAACUUGCCUCAAGUUCAUCCCGCAUCAGUACACACAGAGCUGCCUUAUUCUUUUUUGAUAGCUAUACAGUAUCCAACUGUGUGUAUUUUAAUUUUGUUUAACCACUCCCUUAUUUGUUGGACAUUACAA
This is a messenger RNA of Camelus dromedarius (Arabian camel), 4056 nucleotides long. RefSeq names its product coiled-coil domain containing 87 (gene CCDC87). The transcript has a single exon. Bases 30 to 2600 code for a protein of 856 amino acids. Lineage: Eukaryota; Metazoa; Chordata; Mammalia; Artiodactyla; Camelidae. The record is from RefSeq and is a predicted model, not a curated record.